Cyprinus carpio (common carp) is the source of this 2807-nucleotide messenger RNA. RefSeq names its product RNA pseudouridylate synthase domain-containing protein 1-like. NCBI's taxonomy places the organism in Eukaryota, Metazoa, Chordata, Actinopteri, Cypriniformes, Cyprinidae. Gene Ontology annotation, biological process: pseudouridine synthesis. The coding region runs from base 598 to 1479 and encodes 293 amino acids. The record is from RefSeq and is a predicted model, not a curated record. Gene Ontology annotation, molecular function: pseudouridine synthase activity; RNA binding. The transcript has 6 exons.
AUUCAUUGAGAAGAUUCGACGAGUCAUGCUUCACUAUUAAGAGGCCGUUUCCGCGAAUCGAUUCAUUUGAACAGUUUGUUUGAAAGAACCGCACGAGAAACAGAACUAUUGAACCGUGUGAACGAAUCCAAUUCAUUGAAAAGAUCCGACUCGAAACUACUUUUAACGAAUCGGAAUUAUUAUUUAGUACGUCAUAUUUAACUGCUAGCUAUUGGAUUACAUAAUAAGGCCAUUUAAAUUAUGGAAUAAUCUGUAUGCGCAAUAUUUGAAAUAAUGAGGCUUUUAUUUUGAAACUAUCAUGUCUAUCAGUUACGCAUUGGGAUCUUACAGAAAUGGUCUAUCGAAUUAAAUGUAUUUAAUAUACGCUGCAAGCUAGAAACGAAAAGCAGUCAGAGUGAAACAUUUUUUAACUAAAGCGUGUGCGAUCUAAUGUUUCCUCUGAAGGAGAAGGUUUGUUCUGCGCAGAGGAAUGAUAAACAGAAGACUGGACCUAAAUAAUCCACAACCAGCAUGCUGCACAACAACAGUUAAAGCUGAGUCAAUAACAAUGCAACAAGAAGAAGAAUAACAGGUCUUGCUGUACACGAGAAGGGAAGCAUGGAGUCUGCGAGCCUGGAGAACUUGUGUGUUUUGUACCAUAGUGCAAACUAUAUAGUUGUCAACAAACAUUGGGAUAUUCGUAUCGACAGCAAGAUGUGGUACGAGAAACAGACUGUCCAGAGUCAGCUGAAGCAUCGCUUCCCAGAGCUUGCAGAUCCUGGCACCUACUACGGCUUCAGGUUUUGCCAUCAGCUGGAUUUCUCUACCAGUGGUGCUUUGUGUGUAGCACUGAACAAGACAGCAGCAGGCCAGGCUUACCGCUGUUUUAAAGACAGACUUGUGACCAAAUCUUAUCUCGCUCUGGUCCGAGACAUUGUGGCUGAGGAGAAAAUGACCCUUGACUUUGCGAUCGGCAAGAACACAACAGAGGGCAAGACCCACAUGAUGUGUACUGAAGGAACAGACGGUUGUGAGAAUCCUAAGAGCUGUCAAACAGAGCUGACAGUUUUAGAGUAUGGAGAAUAUGACGGAGAUCCAGUGACAAAAGUGCUUCUGCAGCCUCAGACAGGACGGACGCACCAGCUCCGAGUGCACUGCAGCACCAUUGGUCACCCCAUAGUGGGAGACUACACUUACAGUCUACGCACUGACAAUGCUCCGUAUCGCAUGAUGCUGCACGCAUACUUCUUGCACAUCCCACUAGAGAAUGAACCCAUUCACGUCACAGCCCCAGAUCCCUUUGUACCCACCCUCGACUCCAAAUGGGCACCACAAAGAUGUGUAAAUGUUCUGGAGGACUUACUGAAGAGUAUUUUGACAAAACCACAAACUGAAAUCCAAGAAGAUCCACAGCCAGUGCACAGGAGGAGCAGCCCAGUGGAGAGUGAGGAGCAUCAGGCACAGUGUCAGCAGUGGUUAUGUGAGUGGAAUCUGGACUGAUGAACCCUCAUGCUGUUUUACCAGUACAGUACAGAAGCUUUACUUCAGUGUCACCAGCUCUAUAGAGUACCAGCGCUUCUCAGGAACAGUAAGAACUGAAGGCAUGAAGGGGUUUUGAACAAACUGGCUGAUCUGUGUAUGAAGAAGAGCACUGUGUGCCGUAGUGUACAUUAUAGAGACCUCCCCGCUUUUGUCAAUUUACAUUACCAUUCAAAAGUUUGGGGUCGGUAAGAUUUAAAAAAUUUUUUAAAGAAAGUGAUUUGCUCCCCAAGCUUGCAUAUAUAUAGGAUCCAAAAUACAGUAAAAACAGUAAUAUUGUGAAAUAUAUUUACAAUUUAUAAGAACUGUUUUCCAUUUUAAUAUUUAAAAUGUCCUUUAUUUCUGAAUAAAAUUAUUAAUCUUUUAAAAAAUCUUACUGACCCUUAACUAUUGAACAGUAGCAUACAUAAUUUGAACAAGAAAUAUUGAAAGGGAACGCAUGAUAUUAGAGUGCCAAGAGAAAAACUGAACGAGUGGUAUUGUUCAUUGUAUGAAUGUGCAACUGUAUGGGUUUGGCAUUUGUGCUUUUAAAGCAAUAGUGAUUAAAAAAAAAAAUUUUGUUUUUAUUAGUUUUUAUUGCAGUCUAGAAGGGGCCAAGACUCACCGUUUUUUCCCGCUACACAAACAGCCAAUUUACAUUAUUAACAUAGAUGAACGGUCUUCUUAAUUCUUGUACUAAAAUUGUGUGAAGCAUGUUUCUAGAAAUCCAUUGCUUCAGACAGACUGAACAAUCCCUACUUCAAAAACUGAAAAUGUAGCUGUAUUUUUUGCAUGUCAUUCUGUUCCUUGCACUGUAAGAUAAUAUUUGUAAGACUAUUGGUGCAGUUGCAUUUACCGUUGUUCAGCAAACAUUAACAGGCCAAAUCCAAAAAGGAUUUUAAAAAGGAAUUCACAUGAUCAAGAUCUGAGGGAGAAAAAUGUCCCCAUGCAGAUUCUUACAACAGGUUCAACAUGGAUUCACCACUUUGACCAACAGAAAGCUGCUUGAUUUGAAAAUGAGGUUUGUGUGAGCUGUGCUUCAAACAUUGCUACACUACUGACAGAGGACAGUGGUUCUCUUUUUUUUGCCAACCCAAAUUUCACUAAUGUGACUGCACCUUACAAAAGGAGCAUGUUGUUUGGGAAAAGCCCCCAAAACAUUAUGUGGUCAUUUCAAAUAAGUCAGUAAAGACACUUAAAAAAAGCAUUUAUUAUCUGUAAUCUGUAAUCCAUCUUUACAAACAGAAAAUGUUUAGUGUUGCAGAAAUGGCAAAGUUUAAUAAAUAAAGGCCCUUCAUUCUAACAGUAAA